AUGGCGGAAGAAGUCAUCUUGGCGAAAGGUUCCUCUUUUAUGGAGCCUUUUAAAGGCGCCUUGGUGACAUAUUUGAUCCCGGAGUCGUGUUACGACGAGUUUUUCCUCAAUUUCAAUUUUCUAGACGUACCAUGUUUAAAGAUUUUGCUGAGCAAAGGCCUGGGGAUCGGCAUCAUCCUGGGAUCAGUCAUGGUGAAGUUGCCUCAGAUCCUGAAGAUGAUGAAUGCAAAGAGCGGCGAAGGCUUGAGCUUCCAAUCGGUGCUCCUGGAGCUGCUGGCCAUCACCGGAACCAUGGCGUACAGUAUUACCAAUAAGUUCCCCUUCAGCUCUUGGGGCGAGGCGCUCUUCCUCAUGCUGCAGACGGUCACCAUCGGCUUCCUCAUUCAGCACUAUGCAGGGAGAAGCGGCAGAGGUUUCCUUUUCGUGAUCCUAUAUUUUGCUCUGCUGGGUCUGGUGCUUUCUCCAAUCACCCCCAUGUCAGUGGUGACCACCUUGCAAGCCUCCAACAUGCCCGCCAUCAUCGUGGGACGGCUAUUCCAAGCUGCUACUAAUUUCCGCAACGGACACACGGGCCAGUUGUCAGCCAUUUCCGUCUUCCUGCUGUUCGCCGGAUCCCUGGCGCGCAUCUUUACUUCCCUUCAGGAAACGGGCGACACGUUGAUGGCCGCCACGUACGUCAUCUCCUCGGUGUGCAACGGCAUCGUCGCCCUGCAGGUGCUCUACUACUGGAACGCCUCGGCGGAGCGCAAGAAGAAGAAGAAGAGGAAGAAGAGAGAGUAG
Nerophis lumbriciformis (worm pipefish) is the source of this 780-nucleotide messenger RNA. Lineage: Eukaryota; Metazoa; Chordata; Actinopteri; Syngnathiformes; Syngnathidae. The record is from RefSeq and is a predicted model, not a curated record.